Messenger RNA from Zasmidium cellare ATCC 36951, 204 nucleotides. RefSeq lists its product as uncharacterized. Gene Ontology annotation, biological process: protein histidyl modification to diphthamide. Gene Ontology annotation, molecular function: metal ion binding. The record is from RefSeq and is a predicted model, not a curated record. The transcript has 2 exons. Lineage: Eukaryota; Fungi; Ascomycota; Dothideomycetes; Mycosphaerellales; Mycosphaerellaceae. The annotation marks the transcript as partial.
AACAUCUACGACGAGAUCGAAAUCGAGGACAUGACCUACGACGAAACGCUCCAAACCUACCACUACCCAUGCCCCUGCGGCGACCGCUUCGAGAUCAACAUCGACGACCUCCGCGACGGCGAAGAGAUCGCCGUGUGUCCCAGCUGCAGUCUUCAGAUUCGGGUGAUUUUCGAUGUGGAUGAUUUGCCGAAGCCGGAUGGUGGU